AUGGCGGCUGCGCUUCCUCGUCGUCCGCUCGCUGAGAGGACCUCUUUCUCUCAUGAGCAGUGCUCCGCCAUUUCGCAGAACUCGACAGGGAGCGCAAAACGUCCACGCUCGCCAGAGCCACACCCGGCGAAGGCCACCAAGCGCAUACGACCCCUCGCGCAAGCCGCGACAACGGCGGUCGCAGAAGACGGCAAAGGUCGGAAGAAGGUGGAGAGAGAGCAGCAGAAAGCCGAGUUCAGGGAGAAAUAUACGAAGGCCUUUCCGUCAUGGGUCUUCUAUUUCGACCCCGAUAUCUUGGACGUUGCCAACACGGAGGCGUUAAGGCAGGAUAUGAAGCGCAAGAUUCACCUGCUGGGAGGACGAGUGGACGACUUCUUUUCGAAAGAUAUUACCCACUUGAUCACAGAUCAAAUCCCGGGUACAGAACUUCCAUCAUAUAACAAGGAGAAUGUGGGGAAGUUGAAGAACGGCGCCUCAUCUUUGCUCAAAAGUCCUAUUAAGCUGAGAGGACGUAUUGUGGAAGAUGUACUCAUGGACGCUGAGUAUAGCCUCAUAAACAAGGCUCAGAGCUUCGGCCAGAAGAUUUGGACUCUGACGAAGCUGUCCAGCGUCGUGGAUCGCUGCCUGGCCACCCCGUCAACCGGACAAUCUCAGUCAUUGACAACGAGUGUUUCGGCUUCCACCCAGCAAUCUCUUUCGCGGCUCUUACAAUCCGAGCGACUGAAUGGGACUUGCGAGCGAGAUCCUGCUGAGAGGCGACACGAUUUCCGAUAUUUCUCGAAGGAUAGUUAUUUCGUUCUCGUCGAAGAUCUCCACCAAGAGUUCGCAACGAUAGCUGCUCAUGAGUAUCCAGUGCCGAAGCCGCAUAGCGCGACUAAGCCAUUGUGGCCGAUCUUGCACUGUCACCCUCAUGCUCGAGGUCCAUUUAUUGAAUUUGAUGAAAAGGAGAGACGACGAUGGGAGAAAACACAGCAGGCCGAAGCUGCGAAGGAAAAUCAGGCUCUUCAUGUAGCACGAACUGGCAGGCCAAAGCCACGACCAACAUCGUUACACUUGCAGGCCGCUGGUCAUGGCGAUUUGCGUCGCUCAGUGUCUAUGAACAACAUUCGGCGUCGAGUGUCUUAUCCCAAUGGGGUCCUCCGUGACGCCAAUCUGGUCGAUUUGGAUGCAGACGAGUACGAUAACGACUUGGCUUAUGCUUCAGGCUACUUAGCAUCAGGCAUAAGCGGACACGCUGCUGCUUCCGGAAACAGCGUCGGGUUGACUUCGACGGCAGGUACCACUUCGACAACAGGCACAGUACGUAAUGCUCUUCAACUUCCUGCAACACUGCGUGGGCGACUGCAGCAACAUGUGGUCACGUCCAAGAAGUUUCCUAACGGAGAAAGGGAUGGCACCAACGGACCUAUGGCCCCUCCUGAUGGCAUGCCUGGCCGCUCUACUCAAGCGAUGUUGCGAAAGAGUCGAAGUACGAAUACUAUCAAGUUACCGAGACGAGAUGAGGGUAGUAAGCCGGGGUAUUGCGAAAGUUGUCGAAUAAAAUUCGACGACUUCCGAAAGCAUGUCAAGGGCACGAAACACAAGAGGUUUGCCGCAAAUGACGACAACUUCUUGCAGCUCGACUUUGUUCUUGCCAGGGUCAAAAGAUGCACAGACGAGGAGGUGAGAAAAGCUGAGGCAGAUCGUGAGAGCAGACGGAGAGCAAGCCAAUCUGUCAGCUACUCUGGAUGA
Pleurotus ostreatus (oyster mushroom) is the source of this 1731-nucleotide messenger RNA. RefSeq lists its product as uncharacterized. Gene Ontology annotation, biological process: regulation of cell cycle phase transition; positive regulation of nuclear cell cycle DNA replication. The transcript is spliced from 4 exons. Lineage: Eukaryota; Fungi; Basidiomycota; Agaricomycetes; Agaricales; Pleurotaceae. Gene Ontology annotation, cellular component: Dbf4-dependent protein kinase complex; nucleus. Gene Ontology annotation, molecular function: nucleic acid binding; protein serine/threonine kinase activator activity; zinc ion binding. The record is from RefSeq and is a predicted model, not a curated record. The coding region runs from base 1 to 1731 and encodes 576 amino acids.